UAAAGAAAAGCAAGUGGAAGUGUAAUUUUUCUACUGAUAUCUUCAUUUUAAUGAGAAAUCGCUACAGCUCACAUUUCUACAUGAACCCUGGGCUCCUGUUUGUGGUUCUCAGGUCACCCAUUGCAAAAGCGGGGUAGGUGUCUGGGCGGGCGUGCAGACUCUAAACUUGUGCAAAGUGUGGAUGGUGGCAGGUUUUGGCCGGGGAACCUUUUUCUCCGAACAUGAUUUCUGCGUCUUUGCUUCGAGCUAUUCAAUGCACAGAGAAGCUGCACUGCUGCCCUGGGAAGCGACUGCUUUUACUCCAGCUGGUCCCCUUUAACAAAGCCGAUAUUAAAACGUGGCCAUGUUUGAGGUGGGGGUUGCUGGGGCAAAGAGAAGUAGUAUUGCAACCCAGACGCAUCCUUAGGGUCACUCAGAAAGCCAUCUGGACUCAGGGAUACAAGCCCCUGAGAGCCGAAGAGGACAGCAGCAAACAAGUGUCUGUGCAGAAAAGUCGCAGAGGAGAACCUGCUCUUUCAAUUUCACAGAGAGUGAAAGAAGCUGGGAAGAGAUUUACCUAUUUAAUAAUAGUGCUUAUUGGAAUCGGUGGUUUAUUCUAUGUGAUUUUCAAAGAACUUUUCUCCUCAUCCAGUCCUAAUAAGAUUUUUGGAAAAGCCUUAGAAAAAUGCAGAUCUCAUCCAGAGGUAAUCAGCGUUUUUGGUGACAACAUUAAAGGUUAUGGGGAAUCAACAAGGCGAGGUAGAAGACAGCAUGUCAGUCAUAUUGAAUAUGUAAAAGAUGGGCAAAAGUACAUGCGUCUGAAAUUCUACAUUGAAGGCUCAGUGCCAGGGAAGCAAGGAACUGUGCAUCUUGAAACAAAAGAGAACCCAGAAAGUGGCAUAUAUGAAUUUCGCUACAUAUUUGUGGACGUUGAUGUCUUUCCUAGAAGAAUCAUUAUUAUUGAAGAUAAUCGACGUUGAGAUAAUUAACUAAAAGAAUUAAGCAACUUUGAUAUGUUCUACUGUGUCACAUAGUGCAUUAUCACAACUGUUCUUAUUUUCACAGUUCUCUUUGUGAGCCUAUUUUGAAUAGGACAUAAAAAAGGAUGUUUAAUAAUGAGGGGAUUUAUGUUGCAUUAGAAUGAUAUAAAGAUGAGCAAUUGGGGAAAAAACAUGAAAUAAAGUACAUAUGUAUUUUAUCCAAGUGAACUAUUAUUCUAGGACAGGUUUUUUUGCUUCAUCUAGAACAAUGCCAUCUUUCAAAAUAGGAAUUUUCUUUUAUUAAAAUUUUAUGCUGCAGAAAUAUGGAAGAUGAAUUGUAAGACUCCAUGCUUUUCCUUCUGUUAUGCAACCUUAUAAAAAAUCUUUGAAAUAAAAUUAAACUUGGAAAAAAAGAUGUCAAAAGUAAAUUAUCUUGCUGUAUAAUUUUAAAUCUGAAUUCAAUGUGAAUGUGAGGAAGUUAGGAAUUAAAGCACACCAACCAAUGAUGAAAUAAAGCUGUUCAAAAUUAAA
Dromiciops gliroides (monito del monte) is the source of this 1490-nucleotide messenger RNA. It is a transcript of the gene TIMM21, whose product is annotated as translocase of inner mitochondrial membrane 21. Gene Ontology annotation, cellular component: TIM23 mitochondrial import inner membrane translocase complex. Lineage: Eukaryota; Metazoa; Chordata; Mammalia; Microbiotheria; Microbiotheriidae. The record is from RefSeq and is a predicted model, not a curated record. Gene Ontology annotation, biological process: protein import into mitochondrial matrix.